Messenger RNA from Camellia sinensis, 1443 nucleotides. The record is from RefSeq and is a predicted model, not a curated record. NCBI's taxonomy places the organism in Eukaryota, Viridiplantae, Streptophyta, Magnoliopsida, Ericales, Theaceae.
AUGUCUGUAGCCGAGUAUGAGGCUAAGUUUACCGAGUUUGGCAGAUUUGCUCCUCAUAUGGUUGACGUGGAUUACAAGAAGGCUCGGAAGUUUGAAGGGGGAUUAGACUUGGGCGUGUUUGAUCGAGUGGGAGUUCUAAAGUUGCCUACAUAUGUGGAAGUACUUGAUAGAGCAAUGAUGGUAGAGGCCAUUUUAGCAACAAAGAAACAAGCCCCAGCUCCAAUAACUGAAUGGAAGGGUAACAGAUCUGGAUUUAAUUUCAAAAAGGGCAAUUCAUUUACAAAAAGACAGAAUACAGGAUUCUCUAGUAGCUCUAGUCAAAAUAGUGGAUCCAUUCCAAACUGUCCCGAUUGUGGAAGAAAGCAUAAAGGCACAUGUUACUGUGCAUCAUGUGCUCAUUUUCGGUGUGGCAAGACUGGCCACCUGGUUAGAGAUUGUCCACUGAGAUCCGACAAUGCCAACCGUCCUGCAGCAAGUUUGGCCGGGUCUAUUUCUGUGGCAAGAACAAAUGAAAGAGCUAAUGCUAGGGGUAACACGGGAAAUGAGACGUUAAGACAGAGGAGAGUGUUCGCAUUACAACCUGGGGAUGUACAAAACACCGAGUCUGUAGUGUCAGCUAGCAAGUUGUUAAGAAAAAGGUGUCGGGGCUACUUGUGUUCUGUGUUGGAUGAAACUUCUGAUAGUCCUAAUGUGGAACCCAUCCCUGUUGUUUGUGAAUUUCUUGAUGUGUUUCCGAAUGACUUACCUGGGGAUUUAAUUGAUAAAGAGAUUGAAUUCACGAUUGAUGUGAUAUCUGGAACACAACCAAUUUCAAAAACCCCUUAUAGAAUGUCAACUUCUGAACUUAAAGAGUUGAAAGUACAACUCCAACAAAUCUUAGACAAGAAAUUUAUCCGCCUAAGCACUUCACCAUGGGGUGCUCUUGUGUUGUUCGUCAAAAAGAAAGACGGGUCUUUGAGGUUGUGUAUUGACUACGGUAAGUUGAACAAAGUGACUGUAAAGAACAAAUACCCAUUGCCCCGAAUAGAUGAUCUAUUUAACAAACUUCAAGGAGCACAAGUGUUCUCCAAGAUAGACUUUAGAUCUGGGUAUUACCAGUUAAAAGUCAAGGGAGAAGAUGUAGAGAAAACUGCAUUCAAAACUAGAUACAGACACUAUGAAUUCUUAGUAAUGCCAUUUGGGGUAACAAAUGCACCUGUGGCUUUUAUAGACCUAAUGAGUAGGGUUUUCAAACAAUUCCUUGAUGAGUUUAUUGUUGUCAUGGCAUUUUUGGGACAUGUGAUUGACAAGGAUGGUAUAUCAGUGGAUCCACAGAAAAUUGAAGCCAUUGUAGAUUGGCCAAGGCUAACCAAUGUGUCUAAAGAAUCAGCUUUCCAAGAACUGAAGACUAGAUUGGUAACAGCACCAAUUCUGACAUUGCCCAACAGAACUGUUGGGUUUUAG